Hydatigera taeniaeformis is the source of this 381-nucleotide messenger RNA. NCBI's taxonomy places the organism in Eukaryota, Metazoa, Platyhelminthes, Cestoda, Cyclophyllidea, Taeniidae. The record is from the annotation of a GenBank genome assembly.
AUGGUAUCCAGCGGCCGUUCUACCCCCAGAUGUUCGCACCUAUCAACAUCACGACAUGGUAUCGUAAUAGAUCCAGAACUCACCCUUCCUCAGCAUGUGCAACUACAUGCAGUCGACCCCUAUGGAGUGAACAUGACUUGGCAGCUUCCAGCUAAACAUUACAACCCCCUUACUGGCUACACUAUCGAAUGGAUGCUUGAGGAUUAUUGGCAGGAGAGGUUGCUGCCUCCAUCACGGCUCUUUUACACUUCCUCUCGACUUACACCAGGCCAGUCCAUUUCGGCUGCAGUUCGUGCACACAAUCUCCCCAACACUUCCAUGAUAUUCGAUUACAUCGGUGAGCGUAGCACACACAUAACAGCCACUACGCCAACGCGGUAG